Molecule: messenger RNA, 3853 nt
Organism: Anopheles funestus (African malaria mosquito)
Lineage: Eukaryota; Metazoa; Arthropoda; Insecta; Diptera; Culicidae
Exons: 2
Coding region: 511-2751 (746 amino acids)
Source: RefSeq, a predicted model, not a curated record
CUUACCUUCAACUCCACGUGCAUGAACGAAUUCUUGCCAUGGCUAACUUUCACAUUGUUUUUUUUUGUUCUCUGACGCAUUGAAGGGGUUUGCCCCAAUUGAUCGCAUCAUCAACCAACUACGCAUGAUCGAUGUAGUGAACCUUCGGAUUCCUCAACCCUUCCGUUUUGCGGUUCAAUACAACCGCAAGCACCGAAGAGGUAUCAUCGGAGGAAGAAGGUUUAUCGAUUACAUGCGAUUGCCCAACAACAGACCAUUCAUUCAGUUUGCGUUCAGUUCGCUCAGUCGUCGGACGCACUUGUCGUUGAUAAGACGCACCCGUGUAACUUCCUUAAGACGAGUCAGCGGAAAUAGAAGCUAGUUUCGCAGCAGUAGUAGUUUUUCUAUUCGAGUAGCUGGUAGCCGUAAUUCGUGAGCCCAAUAAAGUUUUGGGCGUAUUUGUUGGGAGAGUUCCAACCGAUGCAGUAGUCGGUACAGAUCCACUUGUAGUGGUACUGCAGCUGUACCGGUAUGGAUCACAUCGCCGAGGUAACGGCCGGGAUCGCUUACAUCCCGGCCGGCAUCAUCUACGGCUAUCUGCUGCUGUUGCCCAUCGCUGAGGACAAACUCAUCGCCUGCCUGUACGAGGAAACGUACUACUGGCCGCAUAUCAUCGCAAUCGUCGCUAUGCUCAUCACGGUUGUGCUGACCAACGGUCUCAAGCUUAACUAUCGCAAGACGCAGUUUAUCCAUCUCUACCUGCAGCUAACCGCAACCGUCUUCUCGAUUACCGCCGGUCUCGUCUUUCUCCUGGUGGAUGAUGUCGUACCGGCGAUCUAUCUUGGUGCUAUCGCGUUUGGUCUGACGCUCGUGCCGGGCCUUAGCUACCUACACAUACGCUGUCGUUCACGUCACCGCGUGUUGCUGAUGUCACUGUGCACUGUCUGGUUUCUGGCCGGUGUAGCAACGACGGCAACAAUCAACGAGCUGGCCGCGGUAAACGAAGCUGGUGAGGAGCGGUUGCAUCAGAAUGUUGCGAUCGCUCUACUUACUGCCAGCACCUUCCUGCUGGUACUGCUUGGACUGGUAGAGCUGUUGCAGCGUGAAACGAUCGUCGAUUAUCGCCGUCCGCUCGAUUACGACACGGCAAUGGCUCACGAUAGUGGACGGCUGCUGAAUCCUGACCGACGGUCCUUUGCACCGUACGCCCAGUUCGGCCGGGCUGCACCGGCCCUCGGCAAGGGUGUUACCGGUACGGGUUGGUCCACCGAACGGAUCGUUAGUACCGGCGUCAACGAAACCGGCUGUCGCUACCGUACACUGUGGACGGUGUACAUGAUAGGCACGAAGCUGAUCGGGUUGCUUGCGUUCUAUUGGGUAUUGCUGAUCAAGGGUAUUAUGGCGACCCGCGAAUUGCUGGAAGUGGAUGACGCGGGAUACUUACCGUUUUGGCUGAUGGCGGGCGGUGCACUGCUUACCGCCAUUCUUGGACUUCGGCUUGCACCGAAGACAUUGUUUUUGGGCGCUUCCGUACUGUAUGUGAUAGCGCUCGUGCUAGCCAUUGCCUUCUACUCGGCCGAUCUCUUGAACCCCGAGUAUGGUAUCGCUAAGCUGUUGUUCUUUGCGUUCCUUGGAGCCGCCUUACCAUUGCCGGCUAUUAACAUUUUAGAGCUGGCACCGCUGAACUGUAACGAAGCGGCACUCGCUCUUGGUACCGCGUUCGAGCUACUUGCGAUUGCGCUGUUACAGUACUACGGUACGAACGAUGGCACACUGUUCGGGAUGGUGGAAAUAGCCGGUGGUGACCCGGAGCCAACUAGCAACCACAAGGAUGUGAUCGCUGCGCACUAUAUUACGGCGAUCGUGCUUGGUGUUGUGUGUGCGGUGGCAACUCUCUGGCAUAUGCCCAACACGGGCCGUAAAUCGUUGUCGGAAAUAGAGAACGAUCUUAGCCGUAUGCGUUCCUACUUUGCAUUUAGUCGUCGCCAUCAACAACCUCCACCUCAAACCAUGGUCAAUCCUGAGCUUCAUGUCGACACAUCCCACACGAAUGGUCGGCUCGAUGAUACGCUCGACGAGCAGCAACCGAACGGUCACGAGCAACAGCUAAGUGCAAGAAAUGCAGCACGGUUUGCAACGCUCUAUCCCGAUUCCCCUGAUCCGCGCGAUCCACGCAAUGGAUCGUAUCACAGUCCGGCCAGUAAUAGUCCUACGGCGCGCAGUCGCAGCCGCAGCCCGUACAACGACUUCGAUCAACACGCGCAUUACCUCCACCAUCAGGAUCCGCACCUUCACCAGCAGCAGCAGGAUGCGUUACGGCGACAGCAUGAAGCGAACUAUCUUAAUGCUCGCCUUCAGCAGCGUGGCCUCGACUCACCGACCGGCUCGGAUCAGAUGUCUCGUGGCCGUAACCUGCCGUCCGAAACAAUCAAACCAUUGCCACUGCUACCACCGCUAGUGGCACGCACGUCCCAGCGUCCCGAUCCAGCGCUCGGUUCGCUUACGGUCAAAUCCGAACCCGGUACCGUACUGCGGCCUAUUUUGCUCACCCAAAAAAGUGAUGCACCGGCGCCACCACCCAUGCCACCCGCUGAUUACCUCACCAAGUCUUUACCGCGCGUCAAGGCAGUCCGGCAGUCACGCAUACCACCGAUCAUACCGAAACCGGAACCCGAGGCCGAGGUGGUUGUGCCCGGUGUCGAGUACUCGCACAACCUCGUGCCGAGUCAGUUCCUGCGGCAAUCGCUUCAAAACUCGCAGCUUUUCCGCUAGUACGCACAGCACCGUAUAAUAUAAGUUAACGAACGACCUCCUUUUUUUUAUUCAACUAUUCAAAGUUAAUAGCGAAAAUAAAUUGAAACUAUUUGAUUGUUUAUCUAAACAGGUAUGUGUGUUCGUUUGAUUAUCGCCAACUAUCUCUAAGGGUGUCUGUUGCACACUUGAGCUUUUCGGCUGCAUCUCAUGGCACAAGGUGUAUAGAAGAAAGAUAAUUUUAAAAAUAUUAUAUUAUCUCUUAAGCUUAAGCCAUUAGCUCUUUGAAAACUUAGCUAUACCUCUUUGAAAAGUAAAACAAAAAAUUAAAACUGAAAAGUCAAAAUCUUUGGCCUCUAACCUCCCCAGAUCUUCAAUCUGAGGAAUAUUUUAUAUGAAAAAGCCACUGAUCGCACUUACUGUACUACAAAAACUGAGCUGAUGGAUAAAACUAAAACACUUUUACAGGCUCUUCCCAAAGAACCAACAUUGAAGCUAUGCUCAAUGCUAAUGGUGGUAUUUUAAGUGAUAAGUUGUUGAUAAUUAUAGUAUUUUAUAUUUUCUAUAAUUUUUUUUAAUCAAUUCAACAAAAUUUAAAAUGUAAAAAAAUCCUUUUGUAACAGUCUAAUUUAUCCUCAACACCCUGUUAAUUAAUGGCGGCAUAUACGAUGAUCAUAUAUUCAAGACAAAGGUCAAUGUCAGAAGGCUCGCCAAAAGGUAACUGACCUUCGUCAACAUGUCUCACUAACCUAGAUUUAAUGUGACAGCUAACUGUCUCGCUCUCGCUCAUUUAUUUAAAUUCAUCUCACCGUAUAAUGAAUUACCAUCCUUCAUCUGCAAUCAGCAAUCACUCACCAUUGAUCGGAUCGUGCCAUCGUAUCGUAGCGCAUAACAAGAUUGAAAAAAAUAAUUUUCUUUUCACUUGAUCGUUUUUUUUUUGGUUAAUAAAACACAUUAAUUUUGAUCAUUUUAAAAACGCUUUAUUUUAUGUAAAGUUGAAUAAAAAUGAAUCCCACCACCAAAAACCCUCUCCUCCUUCCGCUUUUUUAUGUAAUAGAUAAUAAACCUGGUCGUAAAACUAGUGAAUUUUGUUUUCGUCUUUUAAACACAAAUCAUCUGCAAA